This is a messenger RNA of Notodromas monacha, 2874 nucleotides long. The record is from the annotation of a GenBank genome assembly. Lineage: Eukaryota; Metazoa; Arthropoda; Ostracoda; Podocopida; Cyprididae.
AUGGGCUUCUCUACAAGACCUGGGGACCUGAAAAGUGUGGAGUCUGGCAGCAGGAGCACCAUGGGAAUGGCCAGAGAACUGAGUCAGAGUUCCAUCAUAGAGCGGGUGAAAGCAGCUGAUGGCACAGAAACCUUUUCCAGACCACCACGUCCACCACCACCAAAAGGAAUACUGAAAGCAUCUGCAAGUAAGUCUGAGCAAGAUGAAAGAUCCCCUGAAAGGGCUGUUCAAGACCAAGACACCUUCUUUUCCUCCACUUCAUCAGAAAUGGGCUUCUCUACAAGACCUGGGGACCUGAAAAGUGUGGAGUCUGGCAGCAGGAGCACCAUGGGAAUGGCCAGAGAACUGAGCCAGAGUUCCAUCAUAGAGCGGGUGAAAGCAGCUGAUGGCACAGAAACCUUUUCCAGACCACCACGUCCACCACCACCAAAAAGGUUCCAGAGGAAGAAGCCAAAUAUAAGGCAACAAGGAUCAGAGUCUCCCACCAGGCCAUCAAGGCGCAAAGAGCCUGUUGGUCAGAGACACCUGAGAGUCAAUCAGGACAUUCCUUACAUGGAGGAUGGAGAGACUGAAGUACCUGAGGAAAAUGUGCAGCAGAGUUACCCCUGUCCUUUCCUGUUUGAAACUCAUGACACAUUUGCUGACUCUGAGGCCUUUGUGGAAAUGCUCACUCAGAACAUCCUCAAGGACUCCUGGGAUGACUACAAAGGACAAAUCCUACCCAAUAGUAAUAGUGCCAGGAGCACAUCACAGACCCUGUGGAAACUGCCACAGAGCACCCAAGAAGUGGGGGCAUCCCUCAUCAAGGCCCUGGAGCUCCAAGUGGAGAUUGAGAACAAACUCAAGGAAGACAGGGACACCAGAGAACGUCGCAUGAGAGACAUUGAGUCCUGGGAACAAGAGAUCAGAAGCAUUCAAAUCCCACCCAGCAGCUCUGCUGGUUGCUGGGACUCCCACUCAGCAUCAUCCAGCAGAGUCAUGAUGGCCUCCCAGAGUCUGGACAGAAGAAGACUGCGACCUGCAUCAGCACACACCAUCAUCACAACAGACUCUGCUGCUGCUGCUGGUAAUAAUAAUAAUAAUAACAGGGCCUGGAUGAGGUCCAGCACUUUGCCAAGACCCCCCAGACCCCCUGUGAGGACCAAGAACAAGGAUAUUCCGAGGGGCGUGAUCCAAGCCAUCGUGGAGAUCAGCAGGGGCGUGUUCAUGGAGGCGGCCAUUGACAAGGACCGGACUGUCAAAGAGCUCGGACAGGGUCUGAGCGUGCCUGAACUCAAGGUGGGCAGACUGAGCGUCGAGGAGCUCAGUGCAGUCAGGGUCAUUGUCAACAACUUGGCUGCCAAACACGCAGCAUCCGCAUUAUUCGACUCUUCUGCCAAAAUUGGCCAGAUUUAUGCCAAAAGUUCUCGCGUGCCACUUAUGAUGGAGAAUAAUAAUAAUGAAGAGAAAAACGCGGAUGACUUGAGUCAUGUGUCGACUGAUGACGUGAGCAAAACGGAAGACUUUAGCAAGACGGAAGACAUUAGCAAGACAGAUGAUGUCACCACAACAUUUGAGUCGCUUCCAGGGGAAACUACUGAGUCAUCAGCAACCUUUGACACUGACUGUGAGAGUGAUCUGGAGGGGUCCAUAAAACCUCAGAAUCAAUGUGUGCAACCUGAAGCAUUUCACAACAAAAAGCUCAAUGAAGACAUGUUGGCUGACAUGUACCAUAUUUUGGUCAACAAACGCAGUCCAGAGAUGAGUACAAAACAAUUGGCCAAGCUAAUGCAAAAAGAACUUGGCAAGGAUGGGGAGCACCAGUUGGUGGACUUGUGCAGAAUGUGCACCAAUGACCUGCUCAAUUGUUACAACAGUCAUGGAUUGAGAGCCUCAUCAGGAGAAUCCCUGGAAAAAUACCCAAAUUCAAUGACACCAAAGAAUGUGGAGUCCAUUGAAUCCCUGGGUGAAGGAGAAGAUGCAGAGUACCAUGUUGAUGAAGCUCUGGAAAGGAUGGCAGAGGCCAUAUUGCUUUUGAAACUGCUGGAAACAUCUUCAUUUUUUGAAACCCUACCAAUUAAAAACUGGGAAGUGGCUCCUGCUGAUGCUCAAUCCAAAGAACUUGACAGACUGUUCAUUGGUCAUUUAAUAUUCUUUCACUUGAAGACCAUGUCAGGACAGGUCUUUGAGAUCCCAUGCAAGAUUGUAAAGAAGAACCAGUUUGCUGAGGCAGCCACUGUGACUUUGGGAUUUGGACUCUUUCCCAGACUCACAUUCAUCAACCAUUCAUGUUUUUCCAAUUUGCAUGUUUCAACUGCUGCCAAUGGGGAGGUUGUGGCAAGGAUUGUUUAUCCAGUCAAGGAUAAUCAGGAGUUGACAAUUUCCUAUGGUGACAUUGGGUGGGACUUUGCUUGUGAAUGCCAAGCUUGCACAGAAAACUGGCCUCUUGCCUGGGACAUGAACCAGGACUUGGAGCUGUGCUGUCCAUCCUGCACAACACCUUUGCCAACAGAAGAAGUGAUUGACAGGGUCACAACAGGAAACACUUGCAUAUGUCCAACAUGUGAACAUGACCAAACCCAAGUCCUCUUGGAGCUGGCUGAUGAAUUUCUGUCAACUGACAACAAACUGUCAUCUUCAACUGCACUUUUUCCUAUUCCAAAAUCCUAUCAGAAGUCCUACAAACUCCUGUUUGUCAGUGGGCGCCCUGAAGCAGCUGCUCAUAUGAUGGAGUCUUUUUUGACCAAAUUCAGCUCACUUUUCAAGAUGCCCAGUUACCCCAUCACUCUGGCCACAACACACUUGUUCAACUGUUACAAUUUCAUGCAUAAUAAUGUUUUCUUUGAUGACUGAUUAAUCAUUGGGAGGAAUUGAAUAAAGGGUUUUGCAGAACUC